Molecule: messenger RNA, 3855 nt
Organism: Nicotiana tabacum (common tobacco)
Lineage: Eukaryota; Viridiplantae; Streptophyta; Magnoliopsida; Solanales; Solanaceae
Source: RefSeq, a predicted model, not a curated record
CCCCCCCCCCCAACUACACCCACAACCUCUCCGGCGUAUUUCUCCGACGUUUCCGAUUCAAUCCGAUUUGAUGCAAUGAAUUAAGAUGGUAGACGGUGGAAAAAAGAAUGCGAACAAUCCUGACCCGAAUAGGGGUAUUUUGAGUAAUGACAAUACACAGCCAGUGGACACUCAAAUUUCACCCGAGUCAUUCCCAGGGAAGGAUCCUGAGUUGUACCGUAACCAAAGUAUGGUUCCUGCUGAUGACCGUCUUUUAUUCAAUGAUGCCUUUGAGACCCAACUUGUAAAUCUUUGUGGUGAAAACCAGUUUUUGGAUUUCGGUGGUGAAACACAAGUGGUGGAUUUCGGUGGUGAAACACAAGUUGUGGAUUUUGGUGGUGAAACACAAGUGGUGGAUUUUUGUAGUGAAACUCAACGGGUGGAUUUAGGUGGUGAAACCCAAGUGGUGGAAGAUCAUGAUGGUCUACAAAAUGAACGCAUCCGGACAUCUGAAAAGUGCAACGUCGAAGUUGCCGUAGAUAGUGAAGGAAGUGAUAGAACUGAGGUCUUGUGCGAUACUGAAGAGUUAUCAGAUGAUGAUUCAAUGAAACACAGCCUCAGUUCUAUUGAUCAGGUGAAGUUUACUAAAAGCAACAAUUCCAACACGGGUUAUGAGAGUUCGAUUUCACAAUCAGAUGUUCUAAGCAAUGACAAGCAUCAAUCAGGAUCUCUGCAACGAGGGUUUACUUCAAUCCGUGCUGCAUCUGUCAGGGCUUCUGGUUUGGCUGCUUAUGACAUGAGCCAUAAAGGGACAAAAGGAAGUACAUGGUCUAUUAAAAAUGACAAUCUUCUGGAGCAGGAAAGUGCAGGCCAAAAUGGGACAUCUAUGGUUGGACCUCAAUCUGAAGUCAGGAAGGAGCUUAACCCGAAUGCUUGUGAGGAGUAUGACGAACAAAUGAAUGAUGUAGGUAAUGGAAACCGGUGCAAAGUUGGUAGUUCAGCUGUGAGGAAACUUUUCAGAGAUGAGAUACUUGUUGAAAUUAAAGGGUCAGAAGAUGGCAACAAUGAUGCUCAGAAGACAGUGGACUUGCCUCAAUUUGCCUAUGAAGAUGGAUUGGCAGGUUUAAGUUAUGUAGAUUCUCAAGAACCUGGAGAGGAGUCUCAGGCCAAUGCACUAGAUGUUGUUGACAAGUUUCUUAAGCUCAAUCCUUUGGAUUUUGAUCAACAUAUUGACUUUGGUAAGUCAUCCAUUGGAAAAUCGAAAUUUGUCUCUGCUGCAAAAGGGACAAAAAGUUUGGCUCGGAGAGCAGCUGGAAUUGCAGAUGCGGAGGGUGAGAUUUUUGAUUGGGAUGACAAUUGUGAAGAUGAAGGAGGUGGAGAGUUUUUCCAGAAGAAAAAGGAACUUCUUGUUGGCAGGAGUCCUGCUACUGAACCUCCGAAGCGUGGUUCACUUGAUCCCUUAAGACGGGGAGUUAAAGGUAGUGGAGAAAAGGAAAAGCACCCGUUGAGCAGCAAAAAGUUGAAGGGUUCCCCCCGUUCUGAUUCUAGGUUAUUGUCUAGUAGAAGUAGAGUGAAAAGUGAACUAUCAAAGUCCAGAUAUAGAAAAAACUUUGUUAAGAAGUUGGAUGAACAACUGAAUUCGGGCGCUGGUGAUGGAAUGAUUGACGAUGGUAAUGGAGACGAUGUUCCUGACAUGCUAAAUGUUGGUUUAGAUACUCAAAUAGCUGCUGAAGCUAUGCAAACAUUAUGCUUUGGAGCUCCUGCGCUGGAAAAUGAUUGUAGCAAUGAGAAGACAUUAACGGAUGGUUCUUGCGAAGAUCGAAUUGAUGAUGAGAGUCUGUCAAAGCGAAGGUCCUCCAAGAAAAAAGCACGAUCUUCAAGAAUGUCCAUAAGCACAAUGCAGAAGGAUGCCAGAUUAGUUGAAGAGAACUAUCGAGAAAGAGUGAAACAACAGAAAACUAUCGAGAAGCAAGGCAAUGAAGAACAAGGGGCCGGAUUAAAAAUGAUCAAGCCAAAUAUGACGAAACUCCAUGCUUCAAAGGGAAGAGAAAAAGAGUUAAGACAGGAAGAAAGACCACCAAAAGCAAGCGCAGGUUCCUUGUCUGUCAAGGAUUGUCACUCCACACCUGUGGCUCGUCGAACUAGGCAGCGGCAGGUAGAGAGUCAACCAAAAAGACGUCUGUCUGCCACUGCCGCUUUUGAUAGAAGCGGGACAGAUGCUGAUGCUUGUGAGACUUUGAUGGAUCAAGGUACACUUGCUACCAAUCAAACUGCCAACCUAAGAAAUAUGGAAUCAACGUGGGCCAGCCUUUCUGCUGUAGACUAUCCCAAGGGAAGAAGAAGUCACCGGAAGAUGCCUACCAUGGGGCAAGAGACCACUACUCAAUCUUGUAGAAGGUCAAAAAGAUUAAGAGGUGACCAGACAAGUACUUCAAUUAAUGUCAGCACAAAAAGGAGAAAGUGUACACCUGAAUGCACUCUCCCCAAUAUUGCAUCCUCAGAGAGGGGGUCUCGUAAGAAGCUCUUACAGGAAGGCAUAGAUAAAAGACAUCUGGAUGGUAACAGCACUAAUGAUGCUUUUGCUGAUGGAAGUGCAAAAACAAUUCUACAUAAGUCCAUAAAAGAUUCUAAUAGGAAAACUAAUGUAGAGAUAACAAGAUCUGUUGAUGAAGCACAAGGAACAGAAUCUUCAACAGGAGAGCAGUGUAAAGCGUCAGCUUCAGCAUGCACCACUCCCACCAAUUCAAAAAUCCAGAAGAAUGCUGUGUCACCUAUUUGUAUGGGUGAUGAGUAUCAUAAACAAUCGUGCAGGAAGAAUAUGUCAAGAUCAUCUCUUUUGAGAGAAAUCACUUCCUUACAUUCUACUGGAACACAAAUUGGCUCCACCUUAAAAGAUUCUAGGAAGAGGCGAGAAAUGACUAAUGUUCGAGUCUUGUUCAGUCAGCACCUGGAUGCAGAUAGUACUAAACAGCAAAAGAAGAUCUUAGCCCGGUUAGGAGCCUCAAGCGUAUCAUGUAUGUCCGAUGCCACUCAUUUUGUGGCUGAUGAAUUUGUUCGCACUAGAAACAUGCUAGAAGCUAUUGCUGUAGGGAAACCUGUGGUGACACAUCUAUGGCUUGAGAGUUGUGGACAAGCUAGCUGUCUUAUUGAUGAGAAAAACUAUAUCUUGAGAGAUGCAAGAAAGGAAAAAGAGUUCUGCUUCAGCAUGCCAGUUUCAUUAGCACGAGCAUGCCAACAUCCCCUUUUACUGGGAUAUAGAGUUUUUACCACUCCAAAUACAAAGCCUGGUAAAGAUAUAUUGGCAAGUUUGGUGAAGGCAGUUCAUGGUUUGGCAGUGGAGCGACUUGGUAGAUCGGUUAUGAAAGAGGAUGUUCCCGACGAUCUUCUAGUUUUAUCUUGUGAAGAAGACUAUGAAGUUUGCAUCCCUUUCCUUGAGAAAGGAUCAACAGUGUAUAGUUCGGAGCUCCUAUUGAAUGGGAUAGUUACUCAGAGACUGGAGUUUGACAGGUACCGCCUCUUCACAGAUUAUGUUAAGAGAACUCGUUCAACAGUAUGGGUGAAGAAAAAUAACAAUCAAUACCUCGCUGUUGCAAAAUGCAAAUAAGGCUUGAGGCUUAGUUGUCUUUUAAAAGAGUGGCGUAUGCAUUCCUUUAAGAGGCAUUUGUAUCAUAAGUGUAGGGUGUCUGUAAAUUUAAUUUGUUUUUAAUGUAUAGCGUUUCAGUCUUCUUUCAUGCAAUUUUGUGCUAUAUAAUUUGUCCUCCACGGUCUUUUUCCAGACAGCUUGUCCUGUUGUAUCUUGAACUGGCUCCAGAUUCCGACUAAGAAUGGACAUCCAAAAAAGAUAAUUCAAGUUAGGUGCCAGCAAUUUUUCAUCUA